Molecule: messenger RNA, 6053 nt
Organism: Macrobrachium nipponense
Lineage: Eukaryota; Metazoa; Arthropoda; Malacostraca; Decapoda; Palaemonidae
Exons: 10
Coding region: 557-3268 (903 amino acids)
Cellular component (GO): cytoplasm; plasma membrane
Molecular function (GO): protein binding
Source: RefSeq, a predicted model, not a curated record
GUGUGUGAGAAAGAUCUUAAAAAAGGAUGAAUUAAUAUCGUAAUAUCCAUUACUUGUAUAAAUAAACACAAUAAGUGAAUUACCAUCGAGAUGAAAUGUCAUGAAUCUAAGUGAAAUGUUUCUCGUAUAAAUUGUUUAUUUUUAUUUUUUAUUAGGGAUUUUUUUAUAAUUAAAAUAUCUAGUCACUUAAGAAAAAUAAAAAGGGGGAUUUAAAACGUAACAAGUGUUAAAAAAACAAAAUAAUAGUGAAAUAUUUUAAAGAGAUACGACCCAGGGCGAACGACAUGAUGAAGACGGGCGACAGUAAUUGACGUUGUAGUCGUAAAGGGUAGUUGGACAGGACACCCAUCUCUAUUAUUAUGAAUGAUAUAGUAUACCACUGCGCCAGGAAACCAGACAUUGAGACGAUGAUGAUGAUGAUGGGGAACCCAUCCCAUAAGGGCGUCGUCGUACGCUGACUGACGCCCCUGGAACGUUUCAUAUGCGAGGGGGGGCUGUACUAUAAUAGUAGGCCUAUUGGAAUCAUUGUGACCACCAUUUCCAAAUUCUCCACAAGAUGAUUCUCAGCAAAGAUCUGCAAGAGAUUCUUGAAGGAGUUCACUACUUCCUCAGCGAGACGCUGUCCCACGAGCCCCUCACGGGGAAGGUGGAAUGCCUCCGGCGGGGCCUGGUUCUGCAGCUGGAGGCCCUGGCCCUGUCCUACCCGACGCUGAGGAUACGGGCAAGGUCCUCCGUGUCUCUGCCUUAUCUCGCCAUGGACCAAGGACCCAACCAAUUGCUGCACCGUUUGAGCGAGAGCCUCAGCAGCGCGAGCAGUGGUACCAACAGCUACAGCAACAGUUCCAGCGGCGACGGCCUCGUCAUGGGCAGCGGCAGGGGCGUGUGCGCCGACCAGCAGAGUAUGGCGGACACCCAUAGCACUUUAGACGAGGAAUACGAGGAUUUCCAAGAGAGCAACGAGACGAAGCCCGGGGACUCGAACGGCGUUCUGAAGGAAGGUGACGUGACCCAAGAUGACCUUGACGACAACGAUGAUGUUUAUAUGGAAACACUUGAUGCUAUUGCCUUUAGCACGGUGAUUGCUUCCUGUGACAAACACGGCGUGCUGACGAAGAAGACGAAGGGGCUUCUCAGGAACAUGAAGAACUACCACUGCGUCGCGGCCAACUGUAUGCUGUACCUCUUCCUGAAGGAGACGGACGAAAGGCAGAGGAAGACCAUCGACCUUACUGGUUACACAGCAAGGAUAGCCACAGGGGAAGACAUCAGAGACCAAAGAAAGAGAGACGCAGCUUUUGAAAUUGUUGGUCCAGGGAAGAAGACUCAUACUUUUAUUGCGCGAACGGCCCGUGACAGAGUAGAGUGGUUAGCUGCUCUUGGACGUACGAUAAAGGCAGGCCGGAGUCGAACUCUUCCAUCCAUGAGUUCUCUGUCUGGAAUUUUCGGUCACAAUAUAACAGCUGACAUGAAUACACUCAUCCUUCCACCAAAAGCGUCUCCACCAGCUGCUCCAGCUGUAUCGAAGUCCAAUGACACAAAUAAAGAGGAUGAUUUCUACUACCAUGAUGUUGCUGAUGAUGCCAAAGAAGAAGUGUAUGAAGUAGUGGGUCCGGAAGGGACUGUGUUUGGAAAACCAGUUGGAACACCUGAAAUUAUACCAUCCCGACCAGCAACAAAUCCACCUGGCGAAGAGGUAGAUCUCCAAGACUAUGACCCUGUGAGUCCAGAAGAAAUACCGCCUCCACUUCCUGAUUGUCCACCUCCAUCCACUACCAGCUUUGGCAAAAAACCUGAUAGACCUCCCUUGCCUGUGAAUAUUCAAGAUCGAAUAAACAAACAAGCAGCAAGACCACUUCCAGAUGCCCCAAAAGAUGCAAAUUAUAAUUCCUAUGAUCCAGGGGGUAUUUAUUGUGAAAUUGAAGAGGACUUUGAUGAACCUGCUGAAGAAAAUCCAGUAUCACCAUCUAGUGAAUAUAAUAAUUUUUCUGGUGACACCAGCUAUGUGAAUCGGAGUAAUAUAAGCCAAGACCUUAAGAAACCCCGUGCUGUGUCUGCUGAUGGGCUUCCUCAGGAUUCAGGUUCCAUGUCUCCCACCCUCAGCAGCAGAGCAUCAACAAACUCACUGGUUGGAUCUUUUAGCGACGAAAUUCUUAUGAAUAUGAAUCUAUCCGAUCCAAAUCUUACCCAGCCUAACCCCAAUAAAUAUAUUUUGCGGCCAUCACUUUGUAGAACACCUCCAAAAUUACCCCCAAAAGGGGUCCCCUUGCCAACAGUAGAUGAUGAUGAUUCAGAGUACAAAGUACCGCCUUCAUCUGUAAUGGAGGCGGAGUAUCAGAUCCCUCCUAGCCCAAUUCCAACCGAAGCUGAUCCUGAAGGCGCAAAUCAUGAUGCAUCAGCACAAGCCCUUGCUGCUUCUCAAAUGUAUCAGGUCCCUCCUUUACCGACAGCCGUACCUGUUAAGUCAAGUAACAGUGAUCGGGAAAAUUCAGAGGUUGGUGAACAGAAUAAACAAGUGUCCUCGAGUGCUAAUGAAAAAUCAGAUGUGCAACCUAAAAGUAAUUUGAGAAAUUUUACCAAACCGUUUGAAAGAAAAGAUUUUUAUGUUGGUAGAGACCUCAGAAGUAAACCAUCAAAUCAAGGAACAUCUGUAAAAGAUAUGAUUGCAAGACUUAAUAAAAAUAAAGAUGUAACAGAAGUUAAUAAUACAUCUAAACCAAAGGAGAGUCAGUCCACCAACUCUGGAAAUGUUGCAAAUGCAUCUAAAGACCAAGUUGAUGGAGAUAAUGCUACCAAAACUAGUUCUUCAUCAUGCCCACCUGAGAUUAAGACUGUGAAACCAAAUUUGCCUCCGAGACCUCAGAAUUUAUUUAGUAAGGCCACAUUAACCCCCAAAAAUUCCCUAUCAGUAGAAGAAGACAAAAAGUUGACUCCAGCGAAAGCUACAGAAUCUGAUGACGAUUAUUAUGAGACUCCGGAAGGUAACAGCUUCGAUAGCACUUCACAGCAAGAUGUUAAUGGGGUUAUGAAUGUAGAAGGUAAACAGAGAAUGAAAUCAGAACCAGCCAUAGAUUCAUUGCCAACAACAGAAGGAGAAUGGUACACAGCCAAGUUCGCCUUCGUAGCAACAAUUGACCAAGCAUUGAGCUUCAAUAGAGGGGAUCUAAUCCUGGUGCAUGAAACAGCAGGUCACUCUGGAUGGUGGAAGGCAACAGUUAAAGGCCGGUCGGGAGUUGUUCCACGUGAAUAUCUAAAAAAAAAGGAAUCUUGAAAGAACUGCAAGCUCUUUAAGUUAUUAGGAUUUGUAAAAUAAGUUGGGGUCUUUCACCACAAGGAUGGCAUUCACAUUUGUGUACUCCACAGUUCCAGUGAUACUUUCAGCCCAUCAAAAGUCUAAAGUAAAUCAUGGGACCAUAGGAACAUUUCACUUGUAUUAGUGAAAAUAAAUCAAGGUGUCAUGGUAUUAGUGGAAAGAAUUUUAAAAAAUGAACAAGAAAGGAACAUUAGUACCUUAUCAAUGCAAGUGUAGUGCAUUAUAGUGUAGUACUCUUUUGUCUGUGACCGUGAUGAGUGACUUAUUAUGAAGGUUGCUGGCAACUAAAGGUGCUAGGAGUAUAGCAGUCAUUAUAGAAUUUCGAGUUGCAUAUCUAGAAAUGGAUAUUAGUAUACCCAUUUAUUCAAUGUACAGUAAUUUUAACAAAACAUGAACCAAGACUUUCUACACAUAAGUACAAGAGAAUUGUAUAUAAGCUAUUUAAUGAUGUAGAAUUACAUUACCAUAUUGUGAACAUGUUUUGCACAUAUGCAAGGUUUUUAUGUGCACAGUCAACUAUGGUCACACAAGUUAAAGACGUAGCAGCAGCUUGUUAUAUCUUUCAGGGUUUGUCAGUUUUAAAAAUACUUCAAAAGUAUGUGACUGAAAUUGAGAUUUAAAAACUUUUACUCAGUAUUUUAAAGAUUUCAUAUAUAAAUUUUAUUUAUGUAGCAUAACACAUUUGACAAUUGUAAAGUUGAAGUGCAGAAAUAAGGUUUUCUUGAACUUUCCCACAAUAGCCUUUAACUAAAGGUUGGUGCUUUAUUGCGAGUGUCAUUUUUGUACGAUAUGUCCUUGAAAGUUCACUGCAUCAGAUUUUGACUACAAGGGAGAAAGGGAGCUUACUCUUCUUUGAGGAAUAUAGCUCCUGCUUUGCUCAAGUGUCAAACGGAAUUAUAUUCUUCCCCACGUAUCAAAAUUUAAAGGAUUAACCGACAAGUAGAAGGCCAAAGAAACUGAUAGUUAGGGCACUAACUGUUAAAUGUAAUUUUAUAAUUUUUUUAUUUUACAACUCUGUAUCAUAUUGUAAAACCUGGUACAGUAACUCCUCAACUUACUAGAUUUCUUUACUUGGAACUUGAUGAUGGUAGUUGAUAUCGUUCAUGUUCCAAGUGCAGGCUAUACUAUAGGUUUUUGUUUAUCAGAAGGCUAAACCCUCCAAGUAAGUUGAAGAGUUUCUGUAUAUUUUAAAUUUUCUUACUAGGUUCAUAUGUAUUUAAAACAUCUGCAUUAGAGCUGGCCUGUAGUUUUAUUUUUUUAUUUUUUUGCAUUUCAUCUAUUAAUUUGAAGAGAAAAGGUUUACAAAUUUAUGCUCCAAAUUGGUGUUAUAUGGGUCAUGUUGUUGCCUAACAUUUAACUACAUAGAGAUUUAUUUAUUCAGUUUAUGUAUUCUGUGUAUUUUUUUGUGUAUUUUAUGGUUGUAGAAGGGAAUACUGAACAAGUACUUUCCUCUCUGCACUCUAGGGGCUUCUGAUUUCUUGUAUUCAGAGAAUAUAAUAUUCAGUUCACAUUGGAUGAGGAUGUGACUGCAAGUCAGACCUGAUAGUACCAUUUCAAGAAGUGUGGUUUCAACCCAAUUAAGUCGUAGAGGUAGUCCUGUGGUUCUGGCAGGGCGCUGAAGCCGAAAAUCAUUUUAACCAGAACCAUCUUGAGCAAUGUGAAUAAACAGCAACAGUGCUGUAAGUCAGAGUUACAGCACUAAAAACAAGUUUACAUCGCCAAGAGGCAAGCGCCUGAAGUCUGGAAAGACUUAACCUAAACCUGAUUUAACCUGGGGACUGCCAGAAGUAAAUUUCAAUGUCAAAUUCUUUUGAUAAAAAUUUAGGUAUUUUUAUUCAAUUCACAGUUGCGAAUAUAUACCAUUAAUGGCAUUGGUACCUGUACUCAUCUGCUGUAACCAAAAACUAUUUAUUAGGUCUAGCCUCGUUGCUUCCUUGAGUCAAUCUUACAAAGUCAACGAGGGACUUUGCAAGUUGUGUAGGGCUCGUGAAAUUUUAUUGGAGGUACGUUGUAAACUUUUAGUCAUUCUCAAAUUUCAAGCCAUGGAGAUCUUUGUACAUCUAUUCUUCUCCAUUUUGGAAAUUACAGUUUAGUACCUCCAGAAAAUAAAAUUGGCACCUGGCACGUCUAGUGACUUUUUGUUGUAAAUGUAGAUGCAAGCUUUAUGUAAAGUUAAUGCUCCAGAAUGUUAUAAUCUUUAUUUGAGUAAAGCACUGGAUAUUCUGAAAAGAAAUAAGAUCUACAACACUUACUGUCUAAUCAGGUAAGCACAAGUUUAAAGUAGAUAUUAUUUAAAAAUAUGAGCAUUUGGUCUUCAUGACAUUACAAUACAGUUAUACUAGUCUAUUUUGCCAAAUAUGUAUCAAGUCAUUGUAGUAACCUUAUUAGGUUAAUUUUAUGGCAAAUAAAUGUAAAAAAAAAAAAAUGUAAGUGCUGAAAAAAUAUAUUAAAAAACCUGUUACAUACAAGUGAUUUUAAUAUCCAACAUUUCACCAAGUUUAGUGAUGCUAAAACUAGUCAAAUCCUACAUUCUUUUACUUUAAUACUGACUAAUCAAUAAUUAUUCAUGUAUUUCACCAUAUUUCUGUCAUAGCCUCAGGUUUUAAUGAACAAGCAGUGAUCAACAAACAUUUUUGUCGUUCUUACAUUCACAUUACAAUUAGUCAAAAAGAGUUAAAUCUUCAAGUUUCUUCUGUUACUUUGUACUACAUAACCUCAGUUCUUUCAUUGCAAAAAAAAAUAA